Messenger RNA from Aethalodelphis obliquidens (Pacific white-sided dolphin), 1983 nucleotides. RefSeq lists its product as uncharacterized. The record is from RefSeq and is a predicted model, not a curated record. The transcript has 3 exons. Bases 577 to 1530 code for a protein of 317 amino acids. Lineage: Eukaryota; Metazoa; Chordata; Mammalia; Artiodactyla; Delphinidae.
CUCCUGGGAUAGAGACACCAGGGUGCUCUUGGAAGCCUCGUGUUCCAGAUGGCAGCCCCUCCUUGGCUGGAGCCACCCCCGCCGCGACUUCCCUCCAAUAGGUUGGUUUGUCUGUUACUGCACCCUCCUCCCUACUAGUGAACAAGGCCCCGUAGCCAGGGGGUGGCGGAAAGCCGUUGUCACCUAUUCACCAAGACCUCCAGGUCGCUUCCAGAUCUCCCCAAGGGAUACACCCUAAGGUGCCAUUGGCAAUGGUGUCCUCACGGCACCGCUGAACCUUGAUGAAUCAGCACCCCUCCCCCCCCGACACGCCCUCCAGGUUGGCCUGCAAGCAGGACUGGCAGGGCUGGGAGGUGACCCUACGACAGCCUCUUCCACACAGCACGGCCGCAACAGCUCGUGUCCCUAGACUGGAACAAGCUGCAGUUGGGCCAGUGGGUAGAUUACAGUUAUUUCUCAAAACCAGCCGAAGGCCUAGCCGCAAACCGUGUAGGCUGUGGCUCCGAGGAGGAGGUGGUGGGAGGACAGCACCUCAGGUCCGCCGUCAGCCUCGCGGUAAGGCAGCCCCGUGCUCAGAUGCACAGCCUUUCCCUAGAAGAACACAGCGCUCAUUACUGGAUUUUCUCUGGCAUGAAAAGGAAGAGUUUUAAAAGAAGGAGAAGGUGCCAGUCGUUCACCAAUCACAGAAAAGAAGUCCUGGUAAGGAACUCGGAACUAACAAGCCACCACCGACCGGAAGAAUUUGGGAAAGGUCAGAGGAGAGAGGAGACGCUAGUCCGUAUGUCCUACCAACCAACCUCCCAGAGUCCUUCUCGCUGGAAUCCGUCUCGCCUGAGCGAAGCGUGCACCACCAGGAAGGACCCUGAGUCAGAACGAUUGGCCAGGGACAGUCCGGAAACUAACCCCAUCACCGUAAAACCGGAGACUGUGAGCCACGUGGAGAGCAGUCCUCCUGGGUCCCCUCACCCUCCCGCUCGCCCCCCCGGGCGCCCCUGCCCAGUAGAGUCUCUCGCUUUGCCAGCACGUGUGUCUCCUCCGACGAUUCAGUUCCGAGUGUUAGACGAGCCGUCUCCGGCCCUGGAAGGAGUUUCCCUACCUGCAGCAGUGACAUUGGUGAGAUCACCUUAUAGAAAGGACCUCGAACGAAGUGUUUGCCGUGAGGUCAGAAUGUCUCCAGAUAAACGCGGCAAAUCAAGAGCAGCGUCUUGGUCCUUCCAGAGCCACGCAGGGCGGAGGGGAGAAGCCCUUUCCCGAGAGAAGCUGUCCGCUGCUCCUACAAGGAAGGUGAUGGGAAAAAUGCUUGGAAAUACAAUGAAAAAUUACAUGGUCUUGUUCAUCCGUCUCCCGACGUCUCUCCUCCCCUCAGGCCUUUGCUACUUUCAUCCGGUGUCACCCACUGCACCCCUGUGUCCUCUACUGUCCCCGGACUUCUCGUUCCCCAGAGUCAUUAUGAAGGGACUUCUUAAAGAUGGAGGACUGAACCAACACUCCCCUCUGUGCUGCCAACUGAAAAAAAAUGUACAACCUUAAAGUCGAGAAUUAUGUUUUAUUCAGCGGACAAAACUGAGGCCUUUCGCCUGGGACACAGCAUCUCAGAUAGCUCUGAGGGACUGCUCCAAAGAGACAAGGGUUGCGGGGAGGAUAUAGAGGAGAUUUCGCAACAAAAACCAGGUUGUUGGGACAUCAAAAGAUUACUGUUAAUGAAAGAAAACCAGACAUCUCAAGUUAAGGAACUUAGUGCUUUUCUAUUAUGGGAAGAUGCAAGAGUCUGGGCUCACUGAAAUCACCCCUUUAAUAUGCACCUUAGCUCUCCGGGGCCAGCGUCCUGUGCUUCUCAUCCUGCGUCUCCUCAGGGUGCGCCGUCGGGAGUGGCUGCAGCGGCUGAUGAGUAGCUGUACUUGGCAGUGGGCAGCUCGUCUGACUUCAUCCUGAGUUCCCUCAGGGCUCACCGUCGGGGUGGCUGCAAUGUGAUGGCUUGAUGGC